AUGGGGCCCUGGGGGGUCAGUCUCCUGCUGCUGACACCCCUCUGCCUUCUGUAUCGAGGGGUCUCAGGGCAGCCCCAUCCGACCCUCGGAGCCAGCGCAGAGGAGGCCGCAUCCAUCCAAGGAGUGAGGGGCAGCUCUGUGGAGCUGGCCUGUGGCUCCCGGCCUGCCCCUCUGGUGGUCUUCUGGAGCUUCACGCCCCUAGGCUCACUGAUUCCCCAUCCUGUGGCUGUCACCAAUGGAGCAGAGUCCAAGGUGGAGGCCGGGGCCUCGGCUUUGGGGGCCGUGAGUCUGCAGAACAGCAGCCUGGUGCUGAGGGAGCUGCGGGAGGGUGCCCGCGGCCUCUUCCUGUGCCAGGCCCCGCACGUGGCCGGCGGCCAGCUCCACGCCACCUACUCCUACCUCGCUCUGGCCGUGCUGGUGCCUGUAUCGAAGCCUCAGGUGCGGCUGAGUGACCCGUCCCCAGUGGAGGGGACCUCCGUGGUGGCCACGUGUGCAGUGCGGGAGGGCACCGAGCCCGUGACCUUUGCCUGGCAGCAUCAGGCACCCCAAGGCUCUCGGGAAGCGCUGGUGGGGGUCACGAAGAGACUUCUCCAGCUGGACCCAGUCAACAGGACACACCUGGGCUGGUACAUGUGCAGUGCCCACAACGCUGUCAACCGGCUGAACAGUGACGGAGCCUUCCCGGAUGUCAUCUAUGGUCCAGACAAUCCUGUGAUCACCAUAGAGCCGCCGGGCUUCACUGAGGAAGGUUUUUGGGCCAGUGAGAGGGAAGAGGUGACCCUGAACUGCCUGGCUGCAUCCAACCCGCCUAGUCACUAUGUGUGGCUCCGUGACCACACUCAGGUCCACGCUGGGCCUACCUACAUCAUCGCCAGCGCUGGCCGCACCCACACAGGCCUAUACACCUGCCUGGCCCACAACAGCCGCCUGGACAGCCGCACACAGACCACUGUCCGGCUCACCAUCUACUAUCCCCCUGAGGGGCGGCCCUCCUGUGCUGUGCUCCCCACCCUUGGGGCUGUGACUUUGGUCUGUGCCUGGCCUGGGGGGCUUCCAGCUGCCCAGCUGCAGUGGGAAGGGCCCCAGGGAACUGGCCCCACUGCCCACAGCAAUGUCACCUGGAGUCGUGCAGCCACAGAGCUCCCCAACAGCAGUGUCUUCACCUGCACUGGCCAGCACCCAGCCCUGGCACUGCCCGCCCUCUGCAGGAUCACGCUCUGGGAACCCCUCUUGAGCCCCACCUGCUGGACCACAGGCACAAUCAGAGACCAGUUCAUCAUGCUGAGGUGUGAGUGGCCUGGAGGUGAGCCCCCUGCCGUGCUGAGCUGGCUUGAUGGACAGCAGCAGCCCCUGGGCGGCAGCAGCUCCUCGCUGGCCGUCCACCUCCUGCAGGCCCGGGAAGAUCUGACUGGCAGAGAGUUCACCUGCCGAGGCACUCACCCACUCAGGGUCCCCGACCCUCACUGCCGGCUUCAGCUGGAAGCUCCACAGCUGGCAGUGGCUGAGCCCCAGGUGUCAGUGCUGGAGGGGAGAGAGGCCUGGCUGGGGUGUGCCCUCCUGGGGGGCAUGCCACCUGCCCAGCUCCUCUGGCUGGGCCCCCAGCGACGGCAGGUGGAAUCAGGCACUUCUGGAUACACGCUGCACCCUGAGGGUGCCCAGCUCCACCUGAGAAUCCGGGACGCAGACCCAGCAUGCCACAGGGGCACCUACCAGUGCGUAGCCCUCAACGCCUUGGGCAACAGCAGUCAGAGUGUCCUGUUGGAGGUCCUGAGGUAUCCAGCUCCUCCCAACGUCACCAUCAGCCGCCUGACCUACGGGAGACACCGGAGGGAGGUGCAGCUGCAGUGGGCCAUCGACGGCCCUGGGAACUGGACGGGCUUCCUGGUGCAGCGGAGGGCCAGGGUCCCAGGCCCAGGAGCUGGGGCUUGGGAGACGGCAGCUAGUGACAUCGAGCCAGAGAGCAGAGGCCGGCGGCUGGGGGGCUUGGACCCAGGGGUCCUUUAUGCCUUCCGCAUCCUAGCUCUGAAUCACCGCACAGCUGGAUAUCCCUCUGAGGUGAAGAUACCAGCGGACCCCCCCUUCAGUGCCUAUCCAGCAGUGCUGGGUGCAGCAGGCACGGGAAUGGUGGUGGCAACGGUAGCCUCUCUCCUGGUGUUCCAGUAUGCUGCCCGGCACCCAGAGACUUUCCCCCGCCUUGGUCAGCUGCUUGUUCCCACGGAGCAAAGUCAUCAAAUUAGGGCUUUAAGGGAAGGUCCCGAGGCACAGGCAGGCAUUGAAAUAGCACCCACCACCCCAAGUUCGGGUCCUGCACAAGAAUCCACGGAUGCUCCAGUCAACGUCACCAUCACAGUGACUGCAACACCAUGA
Equus quagga is the source of this 2367-nucleotide messenger RNA. RefSeq names its product V-set and immunoglobulin domain containing 10 like 2 (gene VSIG10L2). Gene Ontology annotation, molecular function: protein binding. Lineage: Eukaryota; Metazoa; Chordata; Mammalia; Perissodactyla; Equidae. Bases 1 to 2367 code for a protein of 788 amino acids. The transcript has 12 exons. The record is from RefSeq and is a predicted model, not a curated record.